Messenger RNA from Vicia villosa (hairy vetch), 1348 nucleotides. RefSeq names its product probable LRR receptor-like serine/threonine-protein kinase At4g31250. NCBI's taxonomy places the organism in Eukaryota, Viridiplantae, Streptophyta, Magnoliopsida, Fabales, Fabaceae. The record is from RefSeq and is a predicted model, not a curated record. The coding region runs from base 232 to 1266 and encodes 344 amino acids. Gene Ontology annotation, biological process: protein phosphorylation. Gene Ontology annotation, molecular function: protein kinase activity; ATP binding. The transcript is spliced from 2 exons.
AAGAUUUCUUGUGCAACAGGCAACAAGGGUCUAUGUGGAAGUCCUCUAAACCGCACCUGCAGCAAAAGCACUGUAAGUGUUCCACAAGAAGAAGAGAAAGGAGAAAAUAAACACCACCAUGUCCUUAUUAGUGUUAUUGUAUUUGUGGCAGUGCUUGUAUUGGUUUCAAUACUAGCACUAUUAUUCAUCCGUUACCGCAGAAAGAAAACUGCAGCGAAAUCCAAUUGGAAUAUGGAGAGUGGACAGUCACAGUCCCAGAACACCAAAGCUAGUACAGUUUCCACUAGUGAGGACAAAUCCAUUGCAGCUGAAUCCAAGAAAAGCAAAGAUGAAGACUUGAUAUUCGUUACGAACGAAAGGGUUGAGUUUGAUUUGCAGGAUUUGUUAAGGGCUUCAGCUGAGGUUUUGGGAAGUGGAAGCUUUGGUUCCACAUACAAGGCCAUGGUAUUGACUGGACCAGUUGUGGUUGUGAAGAGAUUUAAGCACAUGAACAAAGUUGGUAAAAAAGAGUUUGUUGAUCAUAUGAAAAGGCUUGGAGGGUUGUCACAUCCUAAUCUACUUCCUCUUGUUGCUUUCUACUAUGGAAAAGAUGAGAAGCUUUUGAUGCAUGAUUUUGCAGAAAAUGGUAGCUUGGCUAGUCAUCUUCACGGUAAACAUGGGUGUGAUUUGGAUUGGCCAACACGUUUGAAGAUAAUAAAAGGAGUAGCUAGAGGUUUAGCAUAUCUUUACAGAGAGUUUCCGGACGAAAAGUUACCACAUGGACAUCUAAAAUCCUCAAAUGUUGUGUUAGACCAUUCAUUCGAGCCUCGUUUAACCGAGUAUGGACUAGUAGCAGUAACCGAUUCAAAACAUGCUCAACAAUUCAUGGUAGGUUUCAAGUCCCCGGAGGCGAGUCAAAACGAAGGGCCGGGCGAGAAGAGUGAUGUAUGGUGUUUAGGGAUACUGAUACUAGAGCUUUUGACAGGGAAGUUUCCUGCAAAUUAUUUGAGGCAUGGGAAGGGAGCAACUGAGGAUUUAGCAAUGUGGGUGGAAGCUAUAGUGAGGGAAGGAUGGAGUGGAGAAGUGUUGGAUAAAAGCAUUGGUGGGAGUAGGGAUAAGGAAGGUGAGAUGAUGAAGUUGAUGAGGAUUGGGAUGAGUUGUUGUGAAUGGAGUUUGGAGAAUAGGUUUGGUUGGAGAGAGGCAGUGGCAAAGAUUGAGGAGUUGAAGGAAAUGGAUAGUGUUGUUGAGGUUGGAGUUGAGAGUCUGAAUUCUGAUUUGUCUAUGUGAUUGUGAUUUGUUUUGUUUCUAUUUUGUGUAUAUCAUUAUAUGUAUGUGGUGCUCAAGAAAAAGAAUUGUUUCAUUUCACAUU